Spirodela intermedia is the source of this 1179-nucleotide messenger RNA. NCBI's taxonomy places the organism in Eukaryota, Viridiplantae, Streptophyta, Magnoliopsida, Alismatales, Araceae. The record is from the annotation of a GenBank genome assembly.
AUGGGAAACUCCAGGCGGCUGCUUCAAUGGCUGCCAUGGCUAUCUCGCUCCGUUCCCCUUCACUCCUUGGGCCGCCCCCUCUUCCUCGCAACCCUUCGCCUCUUCUCGUCUCCUCCUGCUGUUCCUCCUCCGCCGCCGUCGCUAUCUGAACCAGUAAGCCCCAAUUUCAUGGUCGAAUACCUCGUCCGCUCUUGCGGGCUCUCCGCCGUUGAAGCAGGCAGAGCUUCCCGGUACUUCACCCACCUCAAAUCCUCCAAGAAACCCGACGCCGUCCUCCGCCAUCUCCGGCAGCAGGGUCUCGAGCCCCCCCACAUCCGCCGCCUCGUGCUCUCCCACCCGCGGGUCCUCCUCGCCAGCGUGAAGAAGACCCUCGAGCCCAAGAUCCAAGUCCUCAGGGCGGCGGGCUUCUCCGGGCCGGAGCUCGCCCGGCUGAUCUCCGCCAGCCGCGCCACCCUUGAGCUCUGCAAUGUCGUCCCCCGCGUGGAGUUCUGGAAGAAACUGAUCGGCAGCGAGCAGAAGCUCUUCAAGACCAUGGAGAGGGCCCCCCACCUGCUGAGCUACCGACCCGACGAGAGGGUCCUCCCCUCCCUCUCCCUCCUGCGGAGCUUGGGGGUCCCCGAGGAUAAGAUCGCCACCGUCAUCCUGCGGAGGCCCAGGUUGGUCGUCUCCCACCCGGACAAGAUCAGGGCAGUAGUCGAGCAGGCGAAGAGCCUUGGUGCGGCCCCUGGCAUGCGGCUCUUCGCGGAAGCGCUCUCCACAGUGGCCAACCUCAGCGCCGCCACUCUGGACGCCAAAUCCAGGCUCCUGCGGGGCUUCGGGUGGUCACAGGAGGAGCUCUGCUUCGCCUUCCAGAGGUUCCCCCAUGUCCUGAGGUUCUCCGAGAAGAAGCUCCUCUCCGGGAUGGAUUUCCUCCUGAAAGAAGCCAGCUGCGAGCCCUCCUACGUCGCCCGCCACCCAGUCCUCCUGGGAUUCAGCGUGGAGAAGAGGCUGAUGCCCCGGUUCCAGAUCCUGCAGUUUCUGAAGACGAAAGGGCUCCCUGGGACAAACGUCGAUCUCUGCACCGCCAUGGCCAUGCCUGAGAAGAAGUUUCAGGACAAGUUCUUCGUCCCCAACCGCGAGAAAUUCUCUGAAAUCUUUGAAACGUACUUCGCUGCCUGUGGAGAGAAGCCUUCCAGAUGA